Acanthisitta chloris (rifleman) is the source of this 783-nucleotide messenger RNA. RefSeq names its product homeobox protein CDX-4-like. Bases 1 to 783 code for a protein of 260 amino acids. Gene Ontology annotation, molecular function: DNA-binding transcription factor activity, RNA polymerase II-specific; RNA polymerase II transcription regulatory region sequence-specific DNA binding. The record is from RefSeq and is a predicted model, not a curated record. Lineage: Eukaryota; Metazoa; Chordata; Aves; Passeriformes; Acanthisittidae. The transcript has 3 exons. Gene Ontology annotation, cellular component: nucleus. Gene Ontology annotation, biological process: anterior/posterior axis specification; cell differentiation; regulation of transcription by RNA polymerase II.
AUGUACGUGAGCUCGCUCUUGGAUAAGGACAGCAGCAUGUACCCAGGAUCUGCAAGGGCUAACAACAACCUGCCAGUGCAAAACUUUGUGUCUACUCCACCCUAUUCAGAUUACAUGGGAUACCAUCAUGUGCCAACUCUGGACACCCACGGACAGCCAGCAGGAACCUGGGGAUCCCACUAUGGCCCACAGAGGGAGGACUGGAACGCGUACGGCCCAGGACCUUCCAGCACGGUCGCUGCUGCACAGAUCAGUGGCUCAUCUCCUGGACAGGUCUCCUACAGCUCUGCUGAUUACAGCUCCCUCCAUCCCGCUGGAGCUGGGGGGUUACCUCCUGUAGAUACAAUUACUGCACAGCAAAUCUCUUCCAACAGCCAAAGGCACAGCUCUUAUGAGUGGAUGAGGAAAACGGUGCAAGCUAACACUACUGGUAAAACAAGAACAAAAGAAAAGUACCGAGUUGUUUACACAGACCAUCAGAGACUAGAGUUAGAGAAGGAAUUUCACUGCAACAGAUACAUUACAAUAAGGAGAAAAUCAGAACUUGCAGCAAACCUGGGACUAUCCGAGAGACAGGUGAAAAUCUGGUUCCAGAAUCGCCGAGCAAAAGAAAGGAAAAUGAUCAAGAAGAAAAUUUCCCAGUUUGAUGGCAGUGGGGGCUCAGCUCAGAGUGACUCUGGGUCACUCAGUCCCAACGAACUGUCCAGCUCUCUGUUCCCACCACCACAUGGCAUAAAUGGAUUACAGCCUAAUGACAUUCAGCAAGUCAUAGUUUUAGAAUGA